Recurvomyces mirabilis is the source of this 864-nucleotide messenger RNA. RefSeq lists its product as uncharacterized. Lineage: Eukaryota; Fungi; Ascomycota; Dothideomycetes; Mycosphaerellales; Teratosphaeriaceae. The transcript is spliced from 2 exons. Bases 1 to 864 code for a protein of 287 amino acids. The record is from RefSeq and is a predicted model, not a curated record.
AUGUCCACCCAACUCUGGACCGACCACGCCCGCGCCACGCAUCCAGUCGAUGCUAAGCAUGAAGCCGUCAUCAACACAAUCCAAGCAUUACUCAAUGAUGAAAUCGACCCAUCUGAAGCCGGUCAUUCAAUAGCAGCAACGUACGAACCAUAUCUCAAGUACGAGAUCAUGAAGACAUCGAGUUAUUACAAGCUAGGCAUUUUCUGGUCGAUCUUCUGUCAAGCCACUCGUCAAUUUGGCGAUACGAAGGCUCGAGAACUGGCCGAUGUUGUGAUUGGACUGGCUUCUUUGCCGCCUGUCCGAGAUGAUGCUGGAAAGCUGGUCAGGCACCAGGGUGGAGGAGUGUACUGGACUGAUCUGCCUGAGUUUGGGGCCAUGUUUAGGGAUUACGGUAAUUACAUCGACGACGAAGGCGAUGACGACUGGGACGACGUUGGUGAAGAGUGGUUGAAACAGGCCCCUGCUUAUCUGAAUGCGACGACUUUCCUGGCUACGCUAUUCGCACGCUCAAGCCGCGACGUGGGAGGGACAUUCAAUGGUUCGGCUGCGUUAAAGGAUGCUCUCGAGAACGAUGAGGUUCCAAGGAGACAGAAAUGCGUUACUAUGUACCUUGAACCUGCGGCAGUGUGGAUGAGUAUUGCAGGUGAGAAGCUCUACUGUCACUGCGCUGGACGCUCGGGAGCUGCGAGUGCUGCGGCUGGCGUUUUGUGGAAGGGAGGUCAUGCUCUGUCGUUUGAGCGGUGGUCGUUUUGGAGAGAGCGGUUUGAGACUUUGUCAGAGGCUGCGAUUGGUGAGAGGUAUCGUGCUGUUGCAGUAGGAGCAGUAACCCGGAUGAAGGAGAUUGAAGUCAGUAAUUCAGGUUAG